CGGGUAUAAAAUGGAAAGGACUACCAUGGAUCGAAGCAGCACGCCAGGAUUGCCAAAGCCAACCUUCCCAAAUCGCAGAGGCUCCUUACCCUAAAUCUGAAUCCCGAAAAGCCAUACCCACCCAAACCACCAUGUCUUCGGCCUCCUCCCCAGACCACUACGACUUCAUCUCCCUCGGCUCCGGCGAGGGCGGCAAGUUCACGGCCUGGACGCUCGCGCGCGACCAGGGCAAGAGGUGCGCCGUCAUCGAGCGCCAGUGGGUCGGGGGCUCCUGCCCCAACGUGGCCUGCCUCCCGUCCAAGAACUACGUGCGGUCGGGCAAGGUGGCGCAUGAGCUGAGCCUGGGCGCGUCCUACGGCCUCGGCGCCUACACCGCCGCCGCCGCCGGGCAGGUGCGUGCCUCAAUGGCCGAGGUCAAGGCGCGCAAGACGACCAUGGUGCAGGGUAUGGUCGACCUGCACAUGAACAUGUUUCGCGACACGGGCGUGGAGCUCAUCCGGGGCACGGGGCGGUUCGUAGGCCCAAAGAAGAUCCAGAUCGACGGCGGCAGGGUCGUCACGGCGGACUCGAUCGUCAUCUGCACCGGGUCGACCUCCAAGGUCGACGGCGGGGUUCCGGGUCUGGUGGAGGCGCAGCCGCUGACGCACGUCGGCAUCCUCGACCUCGACCAUCUCCCGCUGCACCUACUCGUGCUGGGCGGCGGCUACAUCGGGCUGGAGUUCGCCCAGACGUUCCGGCGGCUCGGGUCCGAUGUGACGCUGGUCGAGCACAACGCACAGAUCAUCAAGCGCGAGGACCCAGAUGUUGCCGAGGCGCUGGCGGGGGUGCUCGCAGCCGAGGGGGUCAAGAUACUCACCUCUGCGAGCGUGAUUCGGGUCACGGGCAGGUCGGGGGACUCGGUUACGGUGACGGUGGACCAGCAAGGGAAACGGCACACCAUCACGGCGUCGCACAUGCUCGUGGCGACGGGGCGGACGCCCAACACGGCCGACAUCGGACUCGAGACAGCCGGUGUCGAGCUCGCAGGCGGUGGCGGGGCGGGCCACGUCAAGGUCGACGCACAGCUGCGCACCACGGCGGACGGUGUCUUCGCGGUCGGCGACUGCGCCGGCAGCCCGCACUUCACGCACAUGGGUUUCGACGACUUCCGCGUCGUGCACGACCAGCUCUCUAACGUCGUCGAGGCCCGGCGGCGGGCCGGCGGCGUGGCGGGGCGGCAGGUGCCGUCGACGCUGUUCACGUCGCCCGAGCUGGCGCAGGUGGGGCUGCGGGAGCGCGAGGCGCGCGAGAGGGGGGUGGCGGUCCGCGUGGCGAGGCUGCCCAUGGCGGCGUUCCUGCGCGCGCGCACCCUUGGCGGCGGUGCGGCGGCCGUGGGGUUCGCAAAGGUGCUGGUCGAGGCUGACGGCGAUGGGAUUCUGGGGUUCGCGGCGCUGGGGCCGUCGGCGGGCGAGAUGCUGCCCGUCGUGCAGCUGGCUAUGAGGCUGGGGGCGCCGUAUACAGAGAUCGCGAACCUGAUCGUGGUCCACCCGACCAUGUGCGAGGGUCUGGUGCAGCUUUUUGCGUCGGUGCCGGCCCGGAAAUAGCGGCGAGGUGUGGAAUCUGGUGUUGGAUAACUGCCCGAUACUUUGUCAUCCAUCUGCCUGCACAUGGCCAACUCUA
This is a messenger RNA of Gaeumannomyces tritici R3-111a-1, 1659 nucleotides long. RefSeq lists its product as hypothetical. Lineage: Eukaryota; Fungi; Ascomycota; Sordariomycetes; Magnaporthales; Magnaporthaceae. The transcript has a single exon. The record is from RefSeq and is a predicted model, not a curated record. Bases 132 to 1583 code for a protein of 483 amino acids. Gene Ontology annotation, molecular function: oxidoreductase activity; flavin adenine dinucleotide binding.